Molecule: messenger RNA, 2934 nt
Organism: Pterocles gutturalis (yellow-throated sandgrouse)
Lineage: Eukaryota; Metazoa; Chordata; Aves; Pterocliformes; Pteroclidae
Gene: MCM2
Product: minichromosome maintenance complex component 2
Exons: 15
Biological process (GO): double-strand break repair via break-induced replication; DNA replication; mitotic DNA replication initiation
Cellular component (GO): nucleus; MCM complex
Molecular function (GO): 3'-5' DNA helicase activity; single-stranded DNA helicase activity; single-stranded DNA binding
Source: RefSeq, a predicted model, not a curated record
GCCUUCACGUCCAGCCCCGGCCGGGACCUGCCCCCCUUCGAGGAUGAGUCCGAAGGGCUCCUGGGGACCGAGGGGCUCCCCGCAGAUGAGGAAGAAGGGGAAGAGCUCAUCGGGGAGGGGAUGGAAAGGGACUACCGCCCCAUCCCGGAGCUGGACGUCUACGAAGCAGAGGGCCUGGCCUUGGACGAUGAGGAUGUGGAGGAGCUGACUGCCAGCCAGCGGGAAGCCGCCGAGCGAGUAAUGAGGCAGCGAGACCGCGAGCUGGAGCAGGGCAUGGGCCGCAUGAGGAGGGGGCUGCUCUACGAUAGUGACGAUGAAGACGAAGACCGUCCUUCACGGAAGAGGCGGCUGGCAGAACGGGCAGCUGAUGGCAUGGCAGAGGAGGAUGAAGACAUGAUUGAGAGCAUUGAGAAUCUGGAAGACAUGAAAGGGCAUUCGGUGAGGGAGUGGGUGUCCAUGGCAGCUCCCCGGCUGGAGAUCUACCACCGCUUCAAGAACUUCUUGAAGACCCAUGUGGAUGACCAUGGGCACAAUGUCUUCAAGGAGAGGAUCAGCGACAUGUGCAAAGAGAACAGAGAGAGCCUGGUGGUGAACUACGAGGAUCUGGCAGCCCAAGAACACGUCCUUGCCUACUUUCUGCCUGAGGCCCCAGUAGAAAUGCUGAAGAUCUUUGAUGAAGCAGCCAAGGAAGUGGUGUUGGCCAUGUACCCCAAAUAUGAUCGUAUCGCUCAGGAGAUCCAUGUCCGUAUCUCCCACCUCCCGCUGGUGGAAGAGCUGCGGUCGCUCAGGCAACUGCACUUGAACCAGUUGAUCCGGACCAGCGGAGUGGUGACGAGUUGCACAGGGGUCCUGCCUCAGCUCAGCAUGGUCAAAUACAACUGCAGCAAGUGCAACUUCAUCCUGGGACCCUUCUUCCAGUCUCAGAACCAAGAGGUGAAACCUGGCUCCUGUCCAGAGUGUCAGUCUCUUGGCCCCUUUGAAAUCAACAUGGAAGAGACGGUCUAUCAGAACUACCAGCGCAUCAAGAUCCAGGAGAGCCCUGGGAAGGUGGCUGCUGGCAGGCUGCCCCGCUCCAAGGAUGCCAUUCUCCUUGCCGAUCUGGUUGAUAGCUGCAAGCCCGGGGAUGAGAUUGAGCUGACAGGGAUCUACCACAACAACUACGACGGCUCCUUGAACACUGCCAACGGGUUCCCAGUGUUCGCGACUGUGAUCCUGGCCAACCACAUCACCAAGAAGGACAACAAGCUGGCUGUUGGGGAACUGACUGAUGAAGACGUGAAAGUGAUUGUGGGUCUGUCCAAGGAUGAGCAGAUUGGGGAGAAGAUUUUUGCCAGCAUUGCCCCAUCUAUUUAUGGGCAUGAAGAUAUCAAGAGGGGCUUGGCUUUAGCUCUCUUCGGUGGAGAGCCCAAAAACCCAGGCGGCAAACACAAAGUCCGUGGUGACAUCAACGUGCUUCUGUGCGGAGACCCUGGUACUGCGAAAUCGCAGUUUCUUAAAUACAUAGAGAAGGCGUCCAGCAGAGCGAUCUUCACCACUGGGCAGGGUGCCUCUGCUGUGGGUCUCACAGCCUACGUCCAGAGACACCCGGUCAGCAAGGAGUGGACGCUGGAGGCAGGAGCCCUGGUGCUGGCUGACAGAGGCGUCUGCCUGAUCGAUGAGUUUGACAAGAUGAAUGAUCAGGACAGAACCAGCAUCCACGAAGCCAUGGAGCAGCAGAGCAUUUCCAUCUCCAAAGCAGGCAUCGUCACAUCCCUGCAAGCCCGCUGCACCGUUAUUGCUGCUGCUAAUCCCAUAGGUGGGCGAUAUGACCCAUCACUGACUUUCUCGGAGAACGUAGACCUGACAGAGCCCAUCAUCUCUCGAUUCGAUAUCCUGUGCGUGGUGAGGGACACUGUGGACCCUGUGCAGGAUGAAAUGCUUGCCCGGUUUGUUGUUGGCAGCCACGUCAAGCACCACCCAGCUAACAAGGAGGCAGUGAACGGUGAUGCCAACGAGGUCAUUCUUCCCAACACAUACGGGGUUGAACCCCUUCCCCAGGAGAUCCUGAGGAAAUACAUCAUCUAUGCCAAAGAGAAGGUCCACCCCAAGCUCAACCAGAUGGACCAGGACAAGGUGGCUCGGAUGUACACUGACCUCAGGAAGGAGUCUAUGGCAACUGGCAGCAUCCCCAUCACGGUGCGUCACAUCGAGUCCAUGAUCCGGAUGGCCGAGGCUCACGCCCGCAUGCACCUGCGGGACUACGUGGUGGAGGAUGAUGUCAACAUGGCCAUCCGGGUGAUGCUGGAGAGCUUCAUCGACACGCAGAAGUUCAGUGUCAUGCGGAGCAUGCGCAAGACCUUCUCCCGCUACCUUUCAUUCAAGCGAGACAACAAUGAGCUGCUGCUGUUCAUCCUGAAGCAGCUGGUCGCAGAGCAGGUGAUGUACCAGAGGAACCGCUACGGGGCCCAGCAAGACACCAUAGAAGUCCCAGAGAAGGACCUGGUGGAUAAGGCUCGACAGAUCAACAUCCACAACCUUUCUGCCUUCUACGACAGCGAGGUGUUCAGGAUGAACAGGUUCAGCCGGGAUGUGAAGCGGAAGCUGAUUGUCCAGCAGUUCUGAGGCUGGCAGCCGAAUCCACCGCACGCUCCUGUGAGAUGAGACCUCUAUCUUGCAGCCCUCCCAGGAACGCUGCAGAGAUCAUGAUCCAGAGGGACUAAGCUGCACAUUCUCCCGCUUGCUUUGUGCCUUACGGAUUAAGGGAGUGCUGAGCUGCUGAAGACCUUGUAAAUAGACCAGAGUUAAGUAGUUAAAUGCCCAGCCAAGUCUGUUUAGCAACUUGGUUCACUGUUUUGCCUUGUAGCUAAGCACAACAGGGAGAGAUUGCUGGCCACAUAGAUGGCAUGUUUGCUAUUUGUUUGUCAGUAGUUGUUACGGGCUCAUCUGCAGGAGGGA